AUGGGGGAAGUUCAUCAGCUCUACUUCGUGCUCUUAUUGGGCACGGUUGCCAACGUGGAUUCAUUCCACAGCUUGGCCAGCGAGAGAAGUUCAAUAGAAAGCACGUACGAGCUCACCAAAUAUCUGGAGUACCAGCUCAAGGAGAUCAAAGAUGUCUAUUUGACAUACCUCGGCCCCCCGUUCAACGACAAAGACUUUUCGCCGCCGAGGCCCAAUAGCACGGCUCUCUCCCUGCCCAGCGCCGCCACCCGCCUGGAGCUGUGGCGCGGCCUGGAGAACCAAGCCCGUCUGGCUCAGAACCAGAGGGCCUACUCAAUCCUUUUGGCGGCUGUAAGAGAGCUGGCCCGCUCCACCCUCUGCCCCUCCCUCAAAAUCUCCCUGUUGCACUUCUGCACAGGACUGGACGGCCUUUUGGGCUCCAUAUCAGCGUUGAUGACCACCCUGGGUUACGCCCUUCCCGAAAAGAAACCGGGUGACCUCCAGUGGGGGGUGGGGCCCGCUAUGAACGACUUUGCCAGGAAAGUGGAAGGCUUUUGGAUACUGCGCGAGCUGCAGAGUUGGUUGUGGCGAUCGGCGAAAGACUUUAACCGCCUCAAAAGGAGACUGAGAGGCUGA
Nerophis lumbriciformis (worm pipefish) is the source of this 615-nucleotide messenger RNA. Lineage: Eukaryota; Metazoa; Chordata; Actinopteri; Syngnathiformes; Syngnathidae. The record is from RefSeq and is a predicted model, not a curated record.